This is a messenger RNA of Sesamum indicum (sesame), 1572 nucleotides long. Lineage: Eukaryota; Viridiplantae; Streptophyta; Magnoliopsida; Lamiales; Pedaliaceae. The record is from RefSeq and is a predicted model, not a curated record.
GAAUCAAAUUCUGUCCUUCCACAACUCCAAACCUCUCCCAACGCCUGAGAGCUUCAAAUUGUUGGUAUCAAACAGAACUCUAUAUUCCUUUCAAUCCUUUAUUUUCACUUCACUUUUCCUUUGUUUAUUUACUACUACUCCUCCUCCUCCUACUACUACAGAUGAUUCUUUGCUCUCCUCCCGCGUUCAAAUAAAUUCGGUGUCAUCUUAUAAGUUGAGGUGAAAAAGGAACUCUAAUACACCUUAACAACAGAACCACAAGGUGGCAACCAGGAAGAUGUCUGGUAGGCAGGGCAGAUUACCCUCUGAUCAAGAUAUACAACUUGUGAAAAAUUGUAUAGAAUGGUGCAUCCAGAACUACAUGAACAAAAAGGAAGCGAUAAAUAUUCUCAACAGCCAGCGCAACAUCGAGCCACGCUUUACUGAAACAGUUUGGGAGAGGCUUGAAAGAGAAAAUCAAGAAUUUUUCAAUGCUUAUUAUGUUAAGUUGGUGGUGAAGGAUCAAAUACUGGAAUUCAACAGAUUGCUUACAGAACAGGUGGAGCGGAUGCGUCAAAGUGGCAUAAUUGGGAUUAACCAGCAUGUCACAUCUAAUGGAUCGCAUAUGUUGUUGACACAGCAUAUGCCCAUACCAAGUGCUGCACAAAAUACCAGGCUUCUGAGAACAGAGGAUAUGCAGCAGCCAAAUGUUUUUCACAAUUUUGAAACAUCAACCCCGUCAUGUGCUGAAGGAACCUUUGAUCAGUCUAUUCAUAGUAGAGAGAUUGAUGUUUCACCAAACAUGUUCUUGUCUCGAAACCCAGACAUGGGAUUGGCUCAAACAAUGAAUGGGCAGCUUGUUAGAGCAGAGACUGGUUAUACUGGUAGACCACCUUUCAAUUUCAGCGCACCUAGCAAUUUUCUGGAAUCACAUCCUCUUAUGGGGGAUGCAUCUAUAUCGCUUUUAAGAAGUUUUGAGUCCAAUGAGCAGCUUGUUAGAGCCAAAGCUUGUCAUUCUGGUAGAUCAGCUUGCAGUUUCAGUGUACCGAACAAUUUUCUAGAACCACGUCCUCAGAUGGGUGAUGCCUCUAUGUCAGUUUUCACAAGUGAAGAGUCUAAUCCAAGCAACUUUCUCUUUGACUGGGAUGCUUGCCCUUUGGAACAAGAUCAGCAAAAUAUUGGCCCUCAACUUGCGGCUGAUUUCACUAUUAGUCCUGAUUUAAGGGGCAGUUAUAAUAGGCAGCCAUUCCUGGGAACAGAUGCCAACAACUUUGUGAAUCCACAUGCUUCAGGAGAGCUGCAGAGGUUGGAUCCUCUUGUACCUGAAAGUUUGAGCUAUCCAUCUUCUGGCAGACAAUAUAAAUGAUUGCAGCAGCAGGUGUGAGAAUGGAUGAUGAUCUUGUACAGUUCCAGUGCACUCACUUGCCAUCAAUCAUCAUCAACUUACUUGUGUCUUUGGUUUUGGAUAUUUCUUAGUUGGUUGGUUGGUACAUAUAUAUGUAUUAUGGUUUUGUUGCUUAGCUUCACUUGUAUCUAAAUAGAUAGUAGAAUUACAUUACAUUGCCAGCUACAUGAUGCCUAAUAUUGCUUUUC